Sorex fumeus (smoky shrew) is the source of this 618-nucleotide messenger RNA. It is a transcript of the gene FAAP20, whose product is annotated as FA core complex associated protein 20. Bases 1 to 618 code for a protein of 205 amino acids. Gene Ontology annotation, biological process: DNA damage response. Gene Ontology annotation, molecular function: K63-linked polyubiquitin modification-dependent protein binding; ubiquitin binding. NCBI's taxonomy places the organism in Eukaryota, Metazoa, Chordata, Mammalia, Eulipotyphla, Soricidae. The transcript is spliced from 4 exons. The record is from RefSeq and is a predicted model, not a curated record.
AUGGAGCCGGCGCGGAGGCCGCGGCUGUCGCUCAGCCGCCGGCGGCCCCCCGAGCCCGAGCCCGAGCCCGAGGCCGAGCCCGAGCCCCGCGCGCCCCCCGCCGGUCCCUGGACCCCGCGCGAGCACGAGCGUCCGUGGUCGGCGCUGCUGCGCGUGGCCAGCGCGGAGCUCGGCGCCGACGGGGCGUGCCCACCGCUGCCCGCGCGGCCCGGCCGGGAGUCGCGCGCGGCCCCGAGCUCCCUCCGGCCCCCGCAGGAGCGCGCGCGCGCCCCCGAGGUGUUCUCCGUGGGACGCGAGACCUUCACGUGGCUGCCCCUCCCGCCCCGCGGCUCCGCCGAGCUCCCGCCCGCGACCCCCGGCCCGGCCGGACACGCGCCCGCGGCCUUGCGCCUGCGCACGCGCCGUCUGCACGCUGCCGACUCCAAGGCUCCGGAGCGCCCCCCUGUGGCCGAGCACGGAGCCGGGCCGGGUGUCCGGUUCCACCUGCUGGGCGGGGGUCCUCUCCCCAAGGAGCUGUCCAAGGAGCUUGGAGAAGCCCGUGGCCUCAGGCUGACCCAGCUGGAUGUCGAUGGCCACCUGGCCCAGUGCCUGGCAGGAGGUACCACGGCCGAGAUGUGA